Nasonia vitripennis (jewel wasp) is the source of this 10375-nucleotide messenger RNA. RefSeq lists its product as uncharacterized. The transcript is spliced from 4 exons. The coding region runs from base 1466 to 2311 and encodes 281 amino acids. NCBI's taxonomy places the organism in Eukaryota, Metazoa, Arthropoda, Insecta, Hymenoptera, Pteromalidae. Gene Ontology annotation, biological process: positive regulation of MAPK cascade. The record is from RefSeq and is a predicted model, not a curated record. Gene Ontology annotation, molecular function: transmembrane receptor protein tyrosine kinase activator activity; protein binding. Gene Ontology annotation, cellular component: terminal bouton.
GUCAGCGCUGCUCACCCACACUCUCCGCGCCGCUGCAGGUCGCUCGGCAUCGGUAGCUUCCACUAGCUAGUACCUGCCCCUCCGCGGCGGCGGCGUCGUCGUCGUCUCUUUUUUUCGCGUCCGUGACGGAGUCGACCUACCCUCCCUCGCGGCGCUUCCCACCACUGCUGGCGCAGCGAGGAGAUCGCCUCGGUUCCACCUCCACCGGCCGCGGCGGCGGCAGCAGCGCAGUGGCCACGGCGGUGGCGUCGGCACAGCCCGCCGUCGAGCCGACCCAGCAGCAGCACAGCAGCACAGCUCUCUGUCCACAUCUCUCUCUCUCCCGUUUGCCUCCCUAUACUCGUGUAUUAGCCGGCGCGACUCUCUUCGCCCGCUCGAGUCGCGCCUACACCGCACGCAGAGAGAGAGAGAGAGAGAGAGAGAGAGAGAGAGAGAAACCGAGUGAAGGAGGAAAAGUGCCUCAGUGACGACGACGAGGAAGAAGAAGCAACGAGAGACAGUGUGCUCCCCGAGUUUUCGUAGUGCGCGCAUCGCAGUGACAGAAGCGGCAGCAGCUUCGGCGGCCGUCGUGCUCUAGAGGCUGAGCCGAGGAAAGAAGGAGGAAGAGAGAGAGAGAGAGAGAGAGAGAGAGAGGGACGUCGUAAGUAUGCGUAAGUAGCAGCGGAGGACAGCACUCUCUCUCUCGCUAUUCUCCGAUCGUCGGCGAGUAUAGAGCAGCAGCGACGAGGAUGCGGCGGAGGGCGCUGCAGCGACGAGAUUCUCAGAAGCGUUGGGCAUCGCUAGUCCUGCAGCAACGGCCAGCAGCCGUCGGUCUGCAGGACCUCAUGCAGCUCAGCUCAAGCGGCUACUGCUCCUCAGAAGGCAGCGAAGGCAGCCGCUCGCAUCAUCCUCAUCAGCAGACGAGCUUGUACCGGUGUCAUCAACAAGUGAGCGCGCAGUAGAGCAGCGGAUCAGAGCAACAGCAGCAGCGUAUGUGGCGAGUUGUCGCCGUUGCCGUCACACCGGCCUAUCCAACUGCUGCUGUCAGUCGUCAUCCUCGACAAGAGCAGCAGCAUCGGCUGCCGCAAUAGCCCCCGUACGCGACCUAACAUGACAGUGAGCGAGUCGAGACGUCCGAUAGCUAGAACGGAACUCGUCAAGAUCCUGCGCCAGCUGACUCUCGUUCGGGCUCACUGAGACUCGUCGACGACGACGCGUACCCUCAAAGACACGCAAAUAUCUCUCUCUCUCUCUCUCUCUCUCUCUCUCUCUCUCUCUCUCUCUCUCUUCCUCCUUCUUGCAUAGCCGCGGUCAAGUAGCAGCGGAGCAGUUCCUAUACGACGCGAUAUAGAACGACGACGAUUACGACAAGCCUGCGAGCGAGCUACUGCAUCCAGAGAAGAAGAAGAAGAAGACGAGGAGGAGGAGGAGGAGGAGGAGGAGGAGGAGGAGGAGGAAAAUCGCGGAAAGCCAGUGAAUCAGCGAAAUGACGAAUCGAGUCCUCUGGCUGCUGAGCUACAUAGGACUGAGCUUAGCCCUGGCCCUGGGCAACCGGCAGACGAGUAGCAACCCCGGGCUGCCGUCGCAGCAGUCGCUGCAGCAGCAGCAGCAGCAGCAGCAACAGCAGCGGUUCGCACCCAACAAGCAGCCGAGCCUCAUGCUGGCCGACGGCCCGAGGGAGGCGAUAGCGACGAGGCACACGAUCGUCAGCAGGAACGCCAGGCACGACUGGCUGCUCUACGACAAGCGGCCCGAGAUGAUCGGUUCCGAUCGGCUGCUCAUCCUCGACGACGUGCUCUCGGCUCUGUUCGGUAACUUCUAUCGGCAGCAGCAGCAGCAGCAGCAGCAGCAGAGACAUCACUCGCUGCUCUACAGCAGCUUGGAUGACGAGGACGAGGACGAGGAGCUCGAGGAGGUGCCCCAACAACAGCAUCAACAGCAGCAGCGCAGCAGGGCCAGCUCGAACGAGCUAAAGUCCAAGAGGAACCAACAGCAGGUCAUCAAGGAGAGCUCGCCGGCGGCACUGGCCCAAGCGGCGGGUGCUAGCAUGGCGUCGCAGUUCCUCCUCAGGUCGGCCAGAGGCAACAGGCAGUACGACGUUCCUCAAAUAGAGUGCCCGCUGUCGGACGACGGCAUGGAGAGGUUCGCUUGUCCGACGGCCGACCACAUGGGUCGGUACCGUUGCAUCGACGACCACGUACUCUGCGACGGAUUCAUCGACUGUCCGGCCGGCGAGGACGAGGACCGACAGGCCUGCAUGUUCUACAAAACCACAAAAGCGCACCUCGACGUACUGGCGGACGCCCUGCUCCGGUGGGCGAGAGGCCGUUAAUAUUCCUAAGCGCACUCGCACUCGCGCUUUCACUUACGCUCCCACUUACAAUUGCAUACACGCGCACACACACACACGACACUUGCAUCGGAGGAGAAGCGAACAAGAGGAACGACGACGACGAGUACUGUUAGCCUAUCUACCGCACACUUUUUACUCUCUCACCUCUACUCAAGACUACCCCUCGUUAGACUCGCUGCGAGAUUCGGCACACACACACACAUGCCUACUCGUACACCCCCGUCUGUCUUUUUCUCCGCAGCAUCGUCGCGACCACGUACACACACGUACACACCGAAUAGGGGAUGUGAGCCAUCGAGAAUAUAUUUUCCUUUCGUCGAGGAUAGCAAGACUGAUUCUAUACUUUACACGCAUACACAGUAACGCACGCGCGCGAGCAACAUACAAUUCGUCGUCUCGAUCGAGGAAGAGAAGGGAAGAACAAAAAAAAAAAAACCCAGAGAAUACGAGUGUCGCGCUCGCACACACGCUCGCAAAGAGACGGACGGCGAUGGAUGUUUAUUUCUCUCGUCCCUCCGUGACCUUCGUCCCCUUAUGGAUACACACACGCACACACACACUCGGACACACGGAGAGAAAGAUAUGUAACAACAACGUUUUUAUUAAUUAAUUAUUUCAAUUACACCUUCGAUCGCCACGGAUGUAAUAAUGUAACCGGGAGAAGACACACGAGUCAUCUCUCUCUCUCUCUCUCUCUCUCUCUCUCUAUCUUUCUCUCGCUGUGUACCCGCGUGAAGAACGUCCACUAGUCAUUCUCGUUAAGAGCAGCCGCUUUUCCCCUCUCGCUCACAAUUAUCGUCUGUAAAAAGUGCGUAACCUUCUCGCAAACCCUCGCAUCACGCUCGCCACCUACAUUAUAGAUGUAUUUUUCCCCCCGCUCUCUCUCUCUCUCUCUCUCACACACACCGCACUCACGUAUAUAUAUAAAUAUAUUAUAGACGUGAUACUCUUUUAUAAGGCAUUUUUUCACUCUCAGCCAUCUUUUUUACUAGUCGACAUGUAGCACACACGCCCACGCGCGCACGCGACGAUCCACGAAACACACAUGCCUGUCCGUGCGUUAAUUCCGGAUUACUCCAAGCGAAACAUUAUUCGUUUCGGCAUUCCCUCUCUCUUUCUCGAUCGAUAUCCACUCGUGCAGUGCUCUACACACACACACACACACACACGCACAGACACAUCCACUCUAAGGCAGACGCGUUUGUUUCGUCCCUCUGGUUUUUCCCGCUCUCAGCCAGUGCACAUUACAUAUGUACCACCGCUACUCGCUUCUCUCCACCGCCACAGCAGCAGCAGCAGCAGCAGCAGCUGAAUCUAUAACUUAUACCGCACGAAGGAUGAACACGACGAGCGAUUAGCGAAAACGAAAAAGGAAAAAAAUAUAACGAUAACGGAGCACGUCACACAGCGGCUGUACUAAGGAGGUAUAUAACGACAACGCGACGAAAGGAAUACAUGUGUACACACGAUACACGCAGACACACACACACACACACACACACAAACACACCUUAUAUUAUAUAUAUUAUUAUAUAAUUGGUAACGUGCACCGAGUCCGAGACUAUGCGCGACGAUCGGUGCGUGCCAAACGUUCGAUACCACGGUGUUUGCAUCGCUCGUAUGAAUCACUAAUAUAGAUGAUAUAUAUAUAUUAUUAAUAAAAAAAACAAAGUAUAUAUAUAUUAUAAAAGAAAUACAUCCAUGAUAUAUAUACACACAUCAUAAAAGAGACAAAUUUAACAAAACAUAUGAUGAUUAUGAAAGAUAAUAAAAGCAGAGAAAAAAUUUCAAAGAUAUGUUUCAAAGAAAAUAUUGACGAUGAUAGAUAUACAUAUAUGAAUAUAAUUUUGUUGAACGCAUCCAGCGAUAUUUUGUGAGGCGCGAGGGCUGAUGAUAUAUACAGACACAGACACGCAUAUAACACGUGUAUAUGCGCGCGCGAUGUACGCGCAGGUAUAUACGGGGAAGAAAAGGCGAGCAAGCUCGAUCGAGGUGCGUGAAAAGUUCCAAUGAAAAAUUCAUAAGAAAAUGCGUUUUUAAACCUAGAGUCAAGUAUUUUUCAUGGAUUAUUCUAUAUAUGGUUGUUUCCUUUUUAACUCAGAUAAUAUAUAACGAAAUUCGCGAGCAAAUUUAUUCUCUCUUCUCUACUCCAGAGCUUUUGAGUAUAUAUCUACGAUGUAAAUGUAUAAAUCAAAAAAGAAAACCUAUACGCGUGUAUACAAAACGACGAUGAAAAAACAAAAAACAAAACAAAAAAAUGAUAAUUAUAAAAACCGUUUGCAAUUCUCAGAUAUUUAAUAUGUAUUAACGAAACUGUCGCAAUAAUUUCUGCGCGUUUUCUUUUCUUCGUUCACGCGAUCAAACGUCGCGGGCUAGAGCCAAGGCUGCAAAAUUGUUUCUCUUCAUUAUCGUGCGUAUAGCUGACGGAAACGAAUAUUUGUGCGCGUCGAUCGUAGCGAGAACAGCGAGAAAGAUGAAAAGUCGGUGGAAAAAAGCGCGUUACUUUAUAAUUUCCAGCUAACUGGAUCCGACGUGUAGGUUCGCAUGAUGAAAUUCUACUUUGAUCGUUCGAAAAAUUGGCCGGCCGACGUGUAAUUUUUUCUGUGUAAUUAUACUAAUUAUUAAAGCCAAAAGAGUUAUAUAUCUAUGUAUACGUUUUGCUGAUAUACGUAAGGUAUACCUUAUAAUUAUAAAUUAAGCGAUAAUGUGUUGUUCACUGUUUUCGCAAAAAAGCAAAAAGUCACGAAAAAAAGAGUGCGCGCGUUGAAAAAAAACAUACAAUUAUUCAAAUAUAAAGUAUCAAAGAGAAGAUCACGAGCGACACCGAAUAAAUGAUGCAGAGUAUAAAAUCCGAGGGGGAGUACUUACGCGAUUUAUGUAUUGUGUAAUGAAUUCGAACUGAAAUUUUAUCGCUUGGAUAAAUAUAUUUGCACUAUGAAUAUAGAUAGCGAGAGAUUAAUGAAAUUAAUUCUAUAUACUAAAUAAUAAUAAUAAACACUAAUAAUACUAAUAAUAAUAAUACUAAUAAUAAUAAUAAUAAUGAUAAUAAUAAUAAUAAUAAUAAUAAUAACAGUAACAAUAAUCAUAAUAAUAAGAGAGCAUCAGUCCAUUUGUUCUUUGUCUAUUCAAUAUAAGCUACACACAAUAUACGUUCUUUUAUCGCGUUAUUAUAUACACUCAGAGGUAACAACAAGACUUGCAUAAACGAUAAUCCUUAUUGCGACUAAAGAGUUUUCCUUUCGCGACUGAUUUAAUAUUUCAUGUAACUUCAGUAUACACAUAUACCUGCAUUGAAUAUUAUUACGUCAUCUGAUUUACAUUACGAUAUCGCGCAAUUAUAUUUCAUAGGUAUGGAUAUAUAUAUAUAUAUAUAUAUAUAUAUAUAUAUAUAUAUAUAUAUAUAUGUGUGUGUGUGUAUAUAUGUAUGUGCAUACGAUAAUGAGAGAGAGAGAGAGAGAGAGAGAGAGGGAGAGAGAUAGGAGAUCGAAAAGAGUCAAGCUAUGCGUUACGUAAGUGCUAUAGGAGUAUAGUGGCAGAUUAUUAAACCGCAGUAUUACCGCAGUCAUCCACUCAGAAAUGCAACCGAUGUAAAUUAUCCAAAGCUUGAUCCAAACCAACCAACUAACCAAUAAACAAACAAACAAAAGAUAAACAAAGACUAAACGUGCUGAAAUGAUAUGAGAUAAAAAAGACUAAAAUAAUUAGAGGAAAACAAAGUAUAACAUAUAUAAAGUUAAUAACCGCGAGGGCAUGUAUACAUAAAAAUGCUGUCCAAGAACAAUUGGAUACUGAUCUGCAGACUGACUCGAAUCGAUAUUUAGAGCGAACUCGAAGCAUUAGAACGGGAGAACUACUCUAGCGACUGUAUACAAUAACAGACAAACAAAAAUAUAUAAAGUAUGGCGACGAUUCAAACAAAGUAGGCAAUAGUUAGGAGCAACUAAUAGCGAAAGUAAUAUUCAAGCAAAAACACAGUGUAUCGAUAUAUAAAUAUAAAUAUAUAUAAUUUAAGCUGUCGGCUGCGAGCAGAUUAUGUAGCGUUGUUAUAGUUAAAUAUGGCGAACGACGGAAAUUCGGUCCUCAAAAAGCGACGCGACAUUACACUCACACGUAGUUGACAGACGUUACACACAAUGACAUAAAAAUAUAGAGAUAGACACGCAGCGACAGAAUCGUAUAUAUCUUAGAUAGGAAAUCAGAAAAGCAAAGGGAAGGGAGACGGAUAAGUCGCGGUAAAACAAAAAGUAAUCACUUGAAGCAAAAUCGAGAUUAUAUAAGUACAUAGAUAAACUACGGUAAGGCAGACACGUGAGAAAAUGUAUAAGUAAACUUAUGUAAAAGUGCGCGGAUGACGUGCACGUAGAGCAGACUUGCAUGUAUGAAACGUAUAAUAAGUAUAUACAAAUUGUCAAGAGAGGGAGAGAGAGAAAGGGGAGAGUCGUGAAGGGGCAGAAUCAAAUUUUCAUGAGACAAAGAAAAAGAGAAUAUACCUAUACUAUUAUAAAGAAUGAAAAAAAUAUAUAAAAGAAGUAUUUUUACUAAUGUUAAGUACACGAUGAAUAAAACAAAACGAAUCUCCUCGAGCGACAUGAAACGUUUCGUUUCGCAUUUUUUUCGCGACUCAUCAAGUUCCAAUAUACGCAUCGACAAAAAAAAAAGUAUCAUAUAAUAAUAAUGAUAAAAAAAGUUCUGAUGUCUUCAUAUUCGACGCCUUCUAUCUGUGGGCUGGCAAAAUAAAUGGACAAAAUAUAUAACACAAAGGGAAACAAAGAAAAAUUAUUUCUCACCGGGUGUGAAAGGCAUUUGAAAUCCAUUUUUCCUGCAUACGUUUUACGAGAAGAAACUUUUCUUCGAGGAACUACGUCAGACCAUUGUGAACCUGUAUACACCUUGCAACACACACAGACGCGUCGGUUUUCCCUUUUGCUCUCAGUCAUACACACAACGUGUGCACUUUCAUACAUCGGCGUGAAAUUGCUUAUAUAGGCCCCUGACGCAGCCGAGAGAACGCGAGCAUUAAUUCAAUUUCAAACGCUAUUAUUAUAUACUACUAUAUGUGUGUGUGUGUGUGUGUGUAUAUAUAUACAUAUACUCGUACGACAACUGGAUUCUGAGUUACCUUCGCGCCGCACACUUGACGUUUUGACGUAGUUCCUUGAAGAAGUUGUUGAUACAAAAAAGAAAAUGACCUCUACAGUUGAAACUUUUCACGUUAUAACCGAAGUUCGAUGAAUCUAUAUUAAUAAACGAUUAUUCUCGAUUAAUUCGUUGAAAUUGUGUCGAAGCAUUAUAGAGAAAAUAAAGAGAUACCAAGGAAAUAAGAAGGAAACAAAGUUUAAUGGGAAAAAAAGGGAUAAAUAAGUGAUUCUCGAGGAAUGUGUAUUUUGAGACUUAUUGUACAGGUUUAAAUGCGAGAGUUGAGAGUAGAUAUGUGUGUAUAUAUAUAUAUAUAUAUAUAAAAAUAAUAAAAAAUAUAUUAUAUAAUAUACUUAUCGUUAAUAUCAAAAGAAUUAUGAUUAUUAUUAUCAUCAUUAUUAUUGUAUGAUUGCGGUUGAUUGCCAUUGCUAUUAAUAACCACUGUUUAUUAAAAUUACGAGAUUAUUAUUGUCGCGUUACGACUAAUCAAUAUUAUACGAUAUGUAAGGAUAUUUACGAUUAUUAUCAUUCACGUCAUUGGUAUUCGAUUACAAUUAUCAUGAUGAUUGCGUUUAUUAGUAUUAUUAUUGACAUAAUUAUUGCUAUUACUGAACGGCGAAUUUAUGAACUUCUACGUAAAUUUAAGUCAAUUAAUAUACAUAUAUUUGUCAAGCUUUCAUCUACCUCUUACAUUCAGCCGAAAGUGCAUUUGGCCUUGUAAGUGUUCUGUCCAUGAUUUCUUGUCGGCUGCACUCCGCAGGACACUGGUUAACUAAAUAUAUCGUUCUUCUUGUAUUCCUCGCCUAUACCUUUGGAUAACAACAGCCACAACAACAAAACAAGAUCCGUACUUUUCGUUUCUUUUCGUGUCCAAAGAGAAGAGACAGUAAAAUUAUAAACGCGAGCCUUGCAAAGCGAGCCACACAGCUGGAAAGUACAAGGAGGCUCCCCCACUUUGCAGCACAGGAGCUCGAAAUCGCGAAUCGGACACUAGAUUGUAUAUUCUCGCUCGUUCUACGAAAAAAUAAUCUUACCGCAUUGUAUGCACGUGUGUAUGUGUGUAUAUUCGGCUGGGGUUAAACGUUUUUAGAGCUCGUAAAUAUUUCCAGCUUUGUGGGUCGCGAGGCAGAGGCUUUAAUCGAUCUCUUCAUUUCCCCUCGUUAUAUAAUCCACAAUCGUAUUGCAUACUAUACAUAUACGUACGACGAGCGUAUGAUUGUGACGUUUGAUAGCGAGCAAUUCCCGAAAAGUGCAAACGCGAAGCGACAUUGUGUACUAUAAAUAAAAAUAUGAAGCAAAAUAAAGACAACAAAAAGUUUGAGGAAAUAAAGACGCAGGAGGUUACAGACUCAACGAGUUUACAGAGCGUGAAUGAAAGGAGGAGGACUAAUAUAUUAUUAUACGUUAUUUCAUUAUUAUCAUUGUGUUAUAUGUUCGUACCUUUUUUAUACAAUAUGGUGUAUUUGCUUUCUACUUCUUAUUCUAGCGUAUUGUGCGAUGCGAUUUUUCUAUAACACACAUGAUUCCAGGAUUUUUGGUAUACUCUUGUAUACUCGAUGUUAUUGUUAGCGUUAAAUCUGAUUUUCACUGUUGUUAACUUAUAUACGUCGAUAUACUUUAGGUUGUUCUCGUAUAGCGAAAUUCACUAGAGCUCCUCCCCUAUAUUUGUAAACGUAAGUUAUUAAGCGACAAUCGAGUCAGUUUAGUUUUUUCAUGAUAUAUUGUGUAGUCGAGAGAAAAAACAAACUUAAACGACUGAUGCUACACGACCCUCUCAUCAUUUGUACAUUUCUUAUUAUAUUUCCGUUGUAUUGUAUAAUAAUAUCGUCGUCUCGCUCGCGGGCAUUUUAUCAUUUGUUAUAAUUUAUCGAUCUUGUUAUUGUAAUCUAUACUGCAACUGAUAGUUAUUAUUGUUACGAGGAAACGAAAAUGAAGUAUAUUCCAAGCAUCACACAGCAAUGUACCCCUAUAAAUGAUGCUAUGAAGACAGACAGAGAGAGAGAGAGAGAGAGAGAGAGAGAGAGAGAGAGAAAUGGUGAUGAUAAAUGCAGAUUCGUAUGAAAUUAGGUAAUGAGCAAAAUAAACUAUGUCGUGCUAAUUAUCGUUCUUAUUUGAUUUACUGUCAAUGAAUAUAAAUAUAUAUAUAUCAAUCGAUCACAUACUUGCAACAAAGAGGGAGAGAGAGAAGAGAAAAGUUUUUGUGACGACUAUAGGUGUAUACACGGCCGCCGACGCAUUUCACGUCAUUGAUCCGCGCGCGUUACACCAAGACUAGUCUUUGAAAUUAAGUAUUUCAGCUAAAGUUUCGUCAGCUCAACUUUACGCACGCGUGACAUCUGUGACAUGUAAUUUCCAGCGAAAACACACACACACACACACACACACACAUACAUAUAGUAGUAUAUAUUCACGUUCUGGAAUGAGAGCAUUAUUUGAAUUACGGGGGAAAAUUAUUGCCACGAAUGCCUAAUCGCAACUAUACGCAGGCCUAAAGUUUUUCAAAAUUGUUUCUCUUGAUUAUCGUGCGUAUAGCUGACGGAAACGAAUAUUUGUGCGCGUCGAUCGUAGCGAGAACAGCGAGAAAGAUGAAAAGUCGGUGGAAAAAAGCGCGUUACUUUAUAAUUUCCAGCUAACUGGAUCCGACGUGUAGGUUCGCAUGAUGAAAUUCUAAUUUGAUCGUUCGAAAAAUUGGCCGGCCGACGUGUAAUUUUUUCUGUGUAAUUAUACUAAUUAUUAAAGCCAAAAGAGUUAUAUAUCUAUGUAUACGUUUUGCUGAUAUACGUAAGGUAUACCUUGUAUAAUUAUAAAUUAAGCGAUAAUGUGUUGUUCACUGUUUUCGCAAAAAAGCAAAAAGACACGAAAAAAAAAGAGUGGGCGGGGUGCGCGCGCGUUGUACAAAAAAAAAAA